CAGGUUUCUCUUGACUGAUUCACACAACGUACUCUGCAGUCGUUACAAUCUUAUCGUCUUCGCCUAUACAUUACGCCCCAACAAUAAGACCACGAGACAGGUACUGCUGACAUUGUACACCAUUUUGAUAACAUCCACUGCAAGACGAACGGGAGCACAAACAUCUACUCCUAUUUUCUGUAGGAAGGCAUUUUCUUCAUGGAUUCCUUCACCAAGAAAUCUCUAGACGCACAUAACAAGUACCGCAGUCAACACAAUGUUCCACUCCUGACGUGGUCCAGCGAACUCGCACGAGAGGCACAAGCAUGGGCCAAGAAUAUCGCGAAAAAGAACAAGUUGAUGCACGCCAAAGAUCGUAAGUCUGGCGAGGGCGAGAAUAUUUUUAUGAGUAGCUCGGCGGACUUUGACGAUGCCGGUGCAGAUGCCACUGAUUCAUGGUACUCGGAGGUCAAGAAUUAUAAUUUCAAGAAAGGAGGMUACCAGCCCAACACAGGCCAUUUCACGCAAGUUGUGUGGAAAAGCUCUAGUGAACUGGGAAUGGCUCGUUCCAAGGCAAAGAAUGGCUGUGUUUACGUCGUAGCACGAUACAAACCAGGAGGAAACAUGAUGAAUGAAUUCGAUGAAAACGUUCUUCCAAAGGUAUCCUCAGGAGAAUCUUCACCAGACACGAAYAACAAGAAAAAUAUUUCUAAAGAAAAGCAGGAAAGUGAAAGGACGCCUGGAGAAAGUAAUCAAUGUGCAAAGGGAAAGCAAGAAAUGGCUCCAGUUCAUGUGAACACUACGAAACCCUCGUCAUACUUAUUUGUUGGAUGAUAAAUUAAUAUCCCAUAUCGUGCAAACACACAACCAGUACCGUGUAAUGCAUGGUGCUGCUCCCAUCAAAUGGUCACAAAGUCUAGCAAAAGCCGCGCAAGCCUGGGCCGAGAAGAUUUCCCACGAGCAACGCCUUGUACAU
Messenger RNA from Exaiptasia diaphana, 955 nucleotides. RefSeq names its product Golgi-associated plant pathogenesis-related protein 1. NCBI's taxonomy places the organism in Eukaryota, Metazoa, Cnidaria, Anthozoa, Actiniaria, Aiptasiidae. The record is from RefSeq and is a predicted model, not a curated record. The transcript has 7 exons. Bases 199 to 813 code for a protein of 204 amino acids. Gene Ontology annotation, cellular component: extracellular region.